AUGAAUCCACAACCAGCAUCAGGCGAUUUGAGAGAUAUUCAAAGACAACAUCAAUUGGACCUCGAAAAGAGCUCUAGCAAUCACAGUAGCGAUAGUGGUGCAAGCUCAAUCAGACCGCUGUCUUUGUUUGAAAGACGUCAAUCCAGCAAGAUACAAAACCAAGAUGAUACAAGCCUUCCGGAAGGAGAGUCCUUGGGUGCUAUAUCGCCCAUGCCAACUGGUGCGGAAAGAAUGGCUGCCUUGAGAGAUUUGGGUGCAACAUUUGAGGAAGGUCAGAGAUCAAUUGCCAAAGUGGCAACACCAACAGAGACUGUAGUGCCUAGUUUUGUGGAUGCUGAUCAAUUAGAGAUCCUACUUCACAAGAAACAUAAUCCCAAUUUAACUGAUACCUGCAAGAAUACAGUUGCUCACUAA
Messenger RNA from Mucor velutinosus, 414 nucleotides. RefSeq lists its product as uncharacterized. Lineage: Eukaryota; Fungi; Mucoromycota; Mucoromycetes; Mucorales; Mucoraceae. The transcript has 2 exons. The coding region runs from base 1 to 414 and encodes 137 amino acids. The record is from RefSeq and is a predicted model, not a curated record.